Messenger RNA from Closterium sp. NIES-65, 41427 nucleotides. Lineage: Eukaryota; Viridiplantae; Streptophyta; Zygnematophyceae; Desmidiales; Closteriaceae. The record is from the annotation of a GenBank genome assembly.
UCCCAUCCAACCGCCCCCACCCUCCCCCGGCUGCCCGUUUCCGCUCUCCACCCCGCGACCGUGUGCGGCUUCCAACCGCCCAACGGUGGUGCGCACGGGGGCGUUUCUUUCGCACGGGCAAGCCUCCCCGGGGGCCCCCCACCCCGCUGGGUCGUUCAUUACCGCCCCUCUCCCCUUAUCCCCCACCACGCCCCCAAGCAGGCCUUUCUCCCCCCAGCCCCCCGUCUCCCUGCCCUUAGUACCGCCGCGCUCUGCCCGCGCGUCACCCUCGCCCACUUCAUACCACCUCCCCCUUCUCCCCCCCCCCGGCUUCCCCCUAUCAUCACCCGCAUGUUCCCCCACUCCCCUGUCCACAACGUCCCUCCUCCACCCCCCCUCCUGCCUUCCCCACUCCCACUCUGUCCCCCACACCUCUACGAGCCGUACCUCCCCCUCCAGCCUCCCUUUUCCCCCCCAGCUAUUUCCGCAUCCAGCCCACCUACCCCAGCCUCCCUCUACCUCUCCCUAACUCCACGCUGCCGUUCCUACCCCCAGCCAGGGUCUACACCCCUUGUUUUUGCUCCCUGUGCUGUGCCGUCCCCAACCUCCGUCCGCCUUUCCGCGGCACCAGACCGCCCUCUCCCUCCCCCAGCCAACCUCUGCACCCCCUGUUCCUGCCCCUUGUGCCUUCCAACACCCUACCCCAACCCCCCCCAGUCUCCCCCUUCUCCAACACCCUCCAUAUUUCCUCCCCCCUGGGGCUCGCCCAUCCGCAGCGCCUCCUUUCGAUUACUUGUGAAAACACUUAAUCCUACUAGCACCCCCAAGCACAUAGAAGCGGGAGGGGGCAGAGCCAGGGGGGAACUUGCAGCUAACACUGCACGGGAAGGGGUAAGUGAAUGUGUGUGCGAAGGAGCAGCAGAGGCUGCAGAGGAUGGGGCAGCAAAGGCUGCACGGGAAGGGGCAAUGGGGGGUGUGGGGGAAGGGGCAGCAGAGGUUGCAGAGGAAAGGGCAGCAGAGGCUGCAAGGGAAGGGGCAGCAGCGGCUGCACGGGAAAGGGCGGCAGAGGCUGCACGGGAAGGGGCAGCAGGGACCGUGACUCUGGCCAGGCAAAGGGCAGAGGCCAUGGAGACAGGUUUUGCAGGAGUAGGGGCCACGGAACCUGCAGCUGUGUCGGCUGGGGGAACCGCAGCAGAGGAGGCUAUAGGGACCGCACCAGGCGAGGCCGCACAGACCACAGCAGGUGUGGCUGCAGGGAUCACAACGGGUGAGGCUGCAGGAGGGACCAUGGCAGGUGAAGCCGCAGAGAGCGCAGUAGGUGAGGCUGCAGGGAGCGCAGCAGGUGAGGCUGUAGGGAGCGCAGCAGGGGAGGCUGCAGAGAGCGCAGCAGGUGAGGCCGCAGGGAGCGCAGCAGGCGAGGCUGCAGGGAGCGCAGUAGGCGAGGCUGCGGGGAGCGCAGCAGGCGGGGCUGCAGGGGCCGCAGCAGGUGAGGCUGCGGCGGACGCAGCAGGGGGAGGUGCUACGGGUGCAGCGGGGAAGGGGGUAACGGGGACUGGUGCGAGGGAGAGUGCUGCCUCGGUUGUAGCAAGAGAGGGUACGGCAGGGGCUAGAGUGGGAGAAGGGACUGCAGUGGCCUCAAAGGCAGAAGGUGAGGCUGCAGCUGAAGCAGCAGGGAGGGCCAUAGCACGGCCAGUAGGGGCGGCAGGGGCCGCAGCAAACGCGGGGAAACACACAACAGGGCCGGCAGAGACCGCAAAAGGGGCUAGCAGUAAAGCGGCAGCAGGCGGGGUGGGCUCGGGGGACAUAGGGGCAACAGGGGAAGGAGAGGUGAGUGUGGUCCCGACCGGGGUGGGCACGGAAGAGGGGGAUGUGAUAGCGAUAGAGAAGGAUGAGGGAGAGGAUGUGAUGCACAUUGACGGGCCACUGGCCCAAUACCUCACGCCUGACGGUGAGGCCGACCCGGCCCCCCUGCAGCCUCACGUCGAGGUUCCCCCUCUACCCCCCAUGCCCGUCCACAUGCUAGCAGAAGGACCGAUGGAGGGGCUGGGGGAGACCUUGAGGACAGAGCCGCACGAGGGAGCCCCCAUCCUCACCUCCCGUCCUCCAGCCCACCCACCCCCAGGAGCACCAUUUCCCCACCCCCACCCUCAGGUCCCGGUAGUAUCCAGGGGGGCAGCCAAGGCCCUGGCCUUCUUGGCGGAGCCGUGCUCCCCGACCCCCACGUUGCUCCAUGGCCAGCCCCCCUCUCCGUCCCCAACCCCUGACCCCACGGUUGCAGGCGGUCCACCGGGAGAGCACGCGGGUGCGACAAGAGCAGAGUCACCCGAGGGCACCCCUUCUCUCACCUCUCACCCCUCCCCGCCCCUUCCCUCACUCCUCCCCUCACCCCCAAGGGCAGCACACCUCUGCCCCCACCCUCAGGGGCUCCUUAGAGCACCACGUGGAGCAGCCAGGGCUCUGGCCUUCCUAGAGGAGCCAUGCUCCCCGACCCCUACCAACACCCAGCCACCCCCUACCGGCCCACUACCCCCCCCUCCACCAGGCCCCCCCCCACCCGGUAGUACACACAUCUCGGAGGUUGAAGCAUCUCUGCGGCCAAAUCCCUCUCCCACACGCUACAGGCACCCAAACCACCCGAGUCGCCGCACAGCCCCAACACGCCCACCCAACAGGCUGCCCCCCUCACACCACCCCCCCCAGGCAGCCGAGACCCACCCGCAAGGGCUUGCGCCCCAGGCUCAUGGGAGCGGCGGCACCCGGGUAGAGGGGCCCACAGGAGAGGCCACCACAGAGCCCACACAAACCCCUCUCCCCCCACCGUUUGUACCUCGCUCUAACCUCCACACUGGCCCAGCCCCUCGACCCCCACCUUCAACCCCCCCUCCCGGCCGGGUUCCCCACGAGUGGCCCCGUUGGGCAGCCAUCACCCCCCACACACAGCCUGCCCGAUCUGUCCCCACGGAGGGGGAUGUCUCGAGGAGAGAGGGGAUGCACACAGAGCACCCCCCGCCCGGCGAACCACCCAUCCUCCCUCCAACCACCCCUUUGGCCCCACAGCCCCCCCUUCCUUCACAAACAGGCGCGGACAACCGGGUUGGCCGCCGGCGGAAGAACAGGGGCAGAGGAGGCAGAGGGUCAGCCCACGUACUCCCCCCUCCCUCCCUCCCCCACCAAGAGCCCCUCCCCACCCCGCAUCCUGUUGAACCCUUACCAGGCCCUACCGCUACAGCCCGACCACCAAACCCACACUCCCGCCCCGCUCCUACACCUCCACAGGGCCAUGGGAGCGGACCAGCCCACUCUCCCCCAUUCUGCCCCUCCCUUGCUGUGUCCCCCUCCCAGGUGGCGGCGGCCGCGAUCGCUACGGGGAUGGAGGCCGUCGGGUUGAGGGAUGCGCCCAUGGAAGACGCCACCGACUCCCCCUCCCAUCCCUCCCACCCCUUCCAUGUCGACGACCCCCUACCGCAACCCAUGGUGAUUGGGGAGGGCCAAGGGGGCCUUCUAGGGCAGGGUCCACACCCGAGCUCCGCUCAGCCAGCAAGCCCCACUCCACCCUCUACCCUGCCAGCCCUCCUACUCUCACCUACAGGCAGGCAGGUUUUCGAGACCCCAGAGGAGGUGAGGGCUGGCAUUUCAGAUUUGCUGGCGAUACACCGCCCGAGCAGCUCUCCGGCUGCCCCCACCCUCCCAGUCCCACAGGACCGGACCCGGACGUAUGCGGAGGUCACCCGGUCUGUCCCUUCUUUUAUCCCCCCCGCCACUCAGCCAGGCGCGUCACUCCCGACCCCAAUGGAGGCGGACCAGGUUCAGAGGCCGUGUCACGCGCACCUAGAUGGGGUGGCGCCUCCCCCCGUUCAGCCCGUGGCGCAGGAGGUCACCAGCAGUAGGGAUGAGGCAUCCGCCCCUACCGAGACCCCUCCGCCUGGGGUAGCAGAGCCGUCACUUGAACCGCACCUCGCCGAGGGGCAGGAGCACACCACGGCACACACUUCAGGCUCACCCCCACGUCCCCCCUCCCCAGCUUCGACACCGGUUCCGGCACGAGGCCCGGCCCUAUCCUGUGCGACACCACCUCUAUCUUCGCUGACACCCCCCAUGCACGGGGUUGGUGAGUCGUCGCCUCCCCUCAUCCCAGGCGAUCCUCUCGGAGCUCAGGCCGCCCACGGGGUCCCCUCUACAGCCAGUUCCGACGCCACGGCCCCGAUUGACCCCGCCGACACGGCGACAUCACCCGACCAGGUCGUGAGUUGCCCCACCUGCAGGAGCUCUCUCGCGAACCGACGCGCGCUCCAGCACCACUUUCCCUUCUGCCAUCCUGCGGACGCGGCUCGCAGGGCGCAGGCUGCCCAUGACACCGCCUCGAUCAUCCCUUCCCUCUCACAGCCCCGUGCGACCGGGAUACAGUUCACCGACGCACAGUGGCAGACGCUCGACUCGGUGGACAAGACAGAGUACUUCUCGCCCGAGCGUAUCCAUGCACGCCCUCUCCGACGUGUCCCGGAGAGGGUCCGCGGAGGAUAUCUCGACGUCCUCAGUGCGAUCCUAGUCCGCAUUGCCCAGGACCCGGAGGCUGCUGGCCCUACCUUCCUCCUCGCCGCAGCGCCGACUCUUUUCCUUGUUCCAGCGACGCCACCCGACCGCUCGCACACGGCUGCCAUUGCAACGCGCAUCUCCCGCUUUGGUCGAGGUGAGUGGGCUGAGCUAUUCUCAGAUGCACUAGGCCGUCGCACACCCCUUCCUCGGCGCACAGGUCACCGGUCACGCACCGCCACCGAUCCCUCUACAGCAGAUGAGCGCCGCAUCGCACGUUGCCUACGUCUGGCAGCGUGCAAUGAGACCUCACGGGCGUGCGCGGCUCUCGAGUCCGCGGAGGCAGCCCCAGAUACACAGGGGACGAUACAGCGCCUGCAGUCGAAGCACCCCAACGCGGAGAGGCCGACCCCAGCUUGGCAGUCUGGCUUCCAGGGGUCCCCUCUCGUGCUCUCGCGUCUUGCUUUGGAGCCGGUUCUGGUGGAGGGGGAUGUCCAGCUCUGGUCGUACGCCGAUGACACGUACGUGCUAGGUCCCCCAGACAGGGUGCUGCACCACUUUGCCGAGAUCGUGAGGCGCUUGGGCGAGAUGGGCCUUGCAGCCCAGCCGCACAAGUGCCUCGUCUACCAGACAGAGUCCUUUCUGUCCAGGGAUCUGGAGGCCUUCACGGGCCUAGGGAUCGAGGUCGCACGCCGAGGGCUCACCGUGACAGGCGUACCGGUAGGCACCGUUUCGUUCGUGGAGCAGAGUCUCCCGGAUCGUCUCGAGAGGAUGGGGCGGGUGCUACCUUGGCUUCCGAGGUUGCGCCAGCCCCAGACAGCUGCCCGCCUUCUGUCGGCGUGUGUCAGCACUCGUCCGCAGUACCUGUCGAGGACCGUCCCUCCUUCCCCCGCAGUGAUCUCUAGUUUUACACGGUGGGACGCACGCCUGGGAGAGACAUUUCAGCAGCUUUUAGCUUCAGGGACCUGGGCUUGUCGCGAGGACGUCCGAGAGGCCGCCCUAGACCAGAUCUUCCUCCCCAUCCGUCUCGGGGGUUUCGGCAUUCGUCGCAUGGCACGCAUUGCCCCGGUGAGUUUCGUGUGCUCCUGGGUGCAGUGUGCUCCCAUUCUCUGUUCUCUCCCUGCGUGUGGCGAGGCGUUUCGGCAGAGCUUCGCUUCAGGUGAGCCAGGGCAGAUCGACCGGGCUCUGCAGACGGCGCUAGAGGGUCUCCCACCUGACGUUCUCUCUCUCCUUCCCCCCUGGCCCUCUUGCGCUUCUGCCUCCCCCGAUUCCCUUUUUGCAGGAGCGAGCCGUCUUCUGGAGGCGCAUGCCUUGGAGGCCGUGCGUGCCCGUCACGCCUCUCCCUUGCACCUUGCCCGUUUGACUUCCCUUCAGGGCGCAGGUGCAGGGGCGUGGUUGACGUCGGUGCCGUACGCUGACCCACUGCGCAUCCCGGAGGCGCUGUGGCAGGCGGCUUCAUCUUCUCGUCUUGGUCUCCCUAUCCCCCAGUUAGCCCUUGCAGGUCAGUGCUCCUGCGGACAGGCGAUUGACGACAUGACGGUGCCUCAUCACGCGGUUCGGUGCCCGCGCUACGGGGUCGCCACUACCAUCCACGACACGGUGAAGUACAUGCUUCGAGACUUUGCGGUCGAGGCGGGCUUCGCAGUAAAGGUGGAGGACUCUACGCUGUUCACACAGUUGGAGGCGGCUCGAGCGAGACUACUGGGACAGCCAGUGGUGGGAGAGGGGACGCGGGCUGAGGGACCGGGGGAGCAGAGAGGCGAGGCGGGAUCGCCGGGUGGCGGGGGACAGUGGGGACAGCACCAGCUGCGGGGUCAGGUGGAGCGAGGGAUAGGGGGGCAGAGGGGUCGGCAGGGGGAGCAGACGGGCCAGGACGGAGAGGGGAGACGGCACAGGCAGCAGCAGGAGAGCCAGGGGAGGCCGCGGGCCCAGGGCGCCGCGCCUCCAGGUUCGGCCUCGGGGGUGGGGCAGGGGCGGGAGCAGCAGAGAGCGGACGGAGGUACAGGAGGGGCAGCGGGAUUGGGAGGGGAGGGCCAGGGAGUGAGAGAGGCAGCAGGGGAUGGAGCAGGGGGGUCGGGAGGGUUGGGGGAGGGUAGAGAGGGGGAGGGGAGAGGACAGGUGGAUGGAGGAGAGGAGAGGGGGAGAGAGACGAUUGGAGAGGAGGCACCAAGGGACCAGACAAGGCAGCAGCCAGCGCAACAGCAGGGACCAGUCGGACGCACAGGCCGUCGCGAGGGGAACGUGCAGCUGAGACGGGCGACCCCCACACAGAUUGGAGUGGCAGCAGCUAGACGGGUGCAGGAGAAGCUGAGGCACUGGGGGCCGCACUUAGAGGGGCUGCAGCCGGCACCACACUUUUACGCGUGCGUGGCGGAGACCUUUGGCCUUUUGAGUGAGCCGCUGCGUCAGUUUCUGGGGCUCUGCGCAAAGAGGAUAGCACAGCGGAGGAGGGAUAGAGGUGGGGGGGAUGACGGAUCGGCACGGAUAUUUGAGGCAGGACUCACUACACGCCUCUCCGUUGCACUGCAGCGCGCGCAGGCUCAAUGCAUGAUCCAGCAUGCGGUGCGGCAGUUAGGGGGAUCCGACGACGGGUGGAUGCCUGCACCAGUCCCACUGGUCACACCCCCUGCCCCCUCAUGCCAUCCGCUCCCCCCCGCCCCUACCCUCCGCGUGCCCGCUCCCUUGCCGCCUCUUUUGACCCUCCCUGCCCCCCCUCGCCGUUUCCCACCGCCCGCCAUUCGCUCCUCCCCGCCCGUGCGCUCCCCUCCUUUACCUUCUCCUCCCCCCCUCCCCUCCUCUGCUGCACGCCUCUUCCUUCCCCUCGCCGACCCACUCCACUCCCUGCCCCUCCUCAAUCCGCACCCUGCCCCUCGUAUCUCGCCCCCCUAUGCUUGGUUUCUCCCCUCCCUGCCCCUCGCCGCCUUUCCCCGCUCCCCACCUCCCCCCUCUCCCUGCCCCCCCACUCUCCCCCCCCUUGUCCUUGGCUUCCUACCUCCCUGCCUCACCUUUCCCCCCUCCGUGUGCUCAGCUUCUCCCCUCCCUGCCCCUCCCUCCUCCCCGCCCUGCCCCUCAUUUUCCGCCCCCCCCCACGCCCGGUUUCUCCCCUCCCCGCGCCUCCCUUUCUUUCUCCGUGCCUCUCCUUUGCUCCCUCCCUGCCCCCGCCUGCCCAUGCCCCUGUCUUUGGCUUCUCCCCUCCCUGCCCCACGUUUCUUCCCUCCCUGCCCCCCGUCUGCCCCUCCCUUGUUUUCCCCUCACCCAUUGCUUCUCUCCUCCCUGCCCUUGAUUUCCCACACCCCUGCCCUCGUUUCCUAUCAUCCAUGCCCCUCGUUUCCCCCCUUUGUACGUUCAGCCUCUUCCCUCCCUGCCCCUCCCUUCCUCCCCCCCUGCCCUUUGCUCUCCCCUCGUUACGCUCCCUUCUCCCCAUCCCUGCUGCCCUCUUACCACCAUCAGCCCAUCCCCACGACCAGCCCCCCUCCCACCCUUCAAUCCCCCCCUCCCUCUCUCUCUCUCUCUCUCUCUCUCUCUCUCUCUCUCUCUCUCUCUCUCUUUCUCACACACACACACACGCACACUCCCCUCCCCCACCCCCCCACGUACAUCCUCCCAUUCUGCCCCUCCCUGCCCCUUUCCCACCCCCUCGCACGCCCCUCACCUCCCACCUCCGUGCAACUGGUUUCCCCCCUAUGGUGCCACCCUUGCAUCGCUCGCCCCUCUGCUCACCCUCUGCCCGCCCCUUUUCCGUGCCCUCAGUUGGCCCAGCCCCUGCCCGUUGCUGCCCCUCCCCUUGCCCCCUCAACUCCCCUGCCCCCCGUACACCCCAAGUCCCAUCCAACCGCCCCCACCCUCCCCCGGCUGCCCGUUUCCGCUCUCCACCCCCGCGACCGAGCAGCAGAGGCUGCAGAGGAUGGGGCAGCAAAGGCUGCACAAGAAGGGGCAAUGGGGGGUGUGGGGGAAGGGGCAGCAGAGGUUGCAGAGGAAAGGGCAGCAGAGGCUGCAAGGGAAGGGGCAGCAGCGGCUGCACGGGAAAGGGCGGCAGAGGCUGCACGGGAAGGGGCGGCAGGGACCGUGACUCUGGCCAGGCAAAGGGCAGAGGCCAUGGAGACAGGGGGAGGUGCUACGGGUGCAGCGGGGAAGGGGGUAACGGGGACUGGUGUGAGGGAGAGUGCUGCCUCGGUUGUAGCAAGAGAGGGUACGGCAGGGGCUAGAGUGGGAGAAGGGACAGCAGUGGCCUCAAAGGCAGAAGGUGAGGCUGCAGCUGAAGCAGCAGGGAGGGCCAUAGCACGGCCAGUAGGGGCGGCAGGGGCCGCAGCAAAUGCGAGGAAACACACAGCAGGGCCGGCAGAGACCGCAAAAGGGGCUAGCAGUAAAGCGGCAGCAGGCGGGGUGGGCUCGGGGGACAUAGGGGCAACAGGGGAAGGAGAGGUGAGUGUGGUCCCGACCGGGGUCCCGGUAGUAUCCAGGGGGGCAGCCAAGGCCCUGGGCUUCUUGGCGGAGCCGUGCUCCCCGACCCCCACGUUGCUCCAUGGCCAGCCCCCCUCUCCGUCCCCAACCCCUGACCCCACGGUUGCAGGCGGCCCACCGGGAGAGCACGCGGGGGCUCCUUUGAGCACCACGUGGAGCAGCCAGGGCUCUGGCCUUCCUAGAGGAGCCAUGCUCCCCGACCCCUACCAACACCCAGCCACCCCCUACCGGCCCACUACCCCCCCCUCCACCAGGCCCCCCCCCACCCGCCCCUCGACCCCCACCUUCAACCCCCCCUCCCGGCCGGGUUCCCCACGAGUGGCCCCGUUGGGCAGCCAUCACCCCCCACACACAGCCUGCCCGAUCUGUCCCCACGGAGGGGGAUGUCUCGAGGAGAGAGGGGAUGCACACAGAGCACCCCCCGCCCGGCGAACCACCCAUCCUCCCUCCAACCACCCCUUUGGCCCCACAGCCCCCCCUUCCUUCACAAACAGGCGCGGACAACCGGGUUGGCCGCCGGCGGAAGAACAGGGGCAGAGGAGGCAGAGGGUCAGCCCACCCCGACCACCAAACCCACACUCCCGCCCCGCUCCUACACCUCCACAGGGCCAUGGGAGCGGACCAGCCCACUCUCCCCCAUUCUGCCCCUCCCUUGCUGUGUCCCCCUCCCAGGUGGCGGCGGCCGCGAUCGCUACGGGGAUGGAGGCCGUCGGGUUGAGGGAUGCGCCCAUGGAAGACGCCACCGACUCCCCCUCCUAUCCCUCCCACCCCUUCCAUGUCGACGACCCCCUACCGCAACCCAUGGUGAUUGGGGAGGGCCAAGGGGGCCUUCUAGGGCAGGGUCCACACCCGAGCUCCGCUCAGCCAGCAAGCCCCACCCCACCCUCUACCCUGCCAGCCCUCCUACUCUCACCUACAGGCAGGCAGGUCUUCGAGACCCCAGAGGAGGUGAGGGCUGGCAUUUCAGAUUUGCUGGCGAUACACCGCCCGAGCAGCUCUCCGGCUGCCCCCACCCUUCCAGUCCCACAGGACCGGACCCGGACGUAUGCGGAGGUCACCCGGUCUGUCCCUUCUUUUCUCCCCCCCGCCACUCAGCCAGGCGCGUCACUCCCGACCCCAAUGGAGACGGACCAGGUUCUGAGGCCGUGUCACGCGCACCUAGAUGGGGUGGCGCCUCCCCCCGUUCAGCCCGUGGCGCAGGAGGUCACCAGCAGUAGGGAUGAGGCAUCCGCCCCUACCGAGACCCCUCCGCCUGGGGUAGCAGAGCCGUCACUUGAACCGCACCCCGCCGAGGGGCAGGAGCACACCACGGCACACACUUCAGGCUCACCUCCACGUCCCCCCUCCCCAGCUUCGACACCGUCGUCUCCUCCCCUCAUCCCAGGCGAUCCUCUCGGAGCUCAGGCCGCCCACGGGGUCCCCUCUACAGCCAGUUCCGACGCCACGGCCCCGAUUGACCCCGCCGACACGGCGACAUCACCCGACCAGGUCGUGAGUUGCCCCACCUGCAGGAGCUCUCUCGCGAACCGACGCGCGCUCCAGCACCACAUUCCCUUCUGCCAUCCUGCGGACGCGGCUCGCAGGGCGCAGGCUGCCCAGGACACCGCCUCGAUCAUCCCUUCCCUCUCACAGCCCCGUGCGACCGGGAUACAGUUCACCGACGCACAGUGGCAGACGCUCGACUCGGUGGACUGGACAGAGUACUUCUCGCCCGAGCGUAUCCAUGCACGCCCUCUCCGACGUGUCCCGGAGAGGGUCCGCGGAGGAUAUCUCGACGUCCUCAGUGCGAUCCUAGUCCGCAUUGCCCAGGACCCGGAGGCUGCUGGCCCUACCUUCCUCCUCGCUGCAGUGCCGACCCUUUUCCUUGUUCCAGCGACGCCACCCGACCGCUCGCACACGGCUGCCAUUGCAACGCGCAUCUCCCGCUUUGGUCGAGGUGAGUGGGCUGAGCUAGUCUCAGAUGCACUAGGCCGUCGCACACCCCUUCCUCGGCGCACAGGUCACCGGUCACGCACCGCCACCGAUCCCUCUACAGCAGAUGAGCGCCGCAUUGCACGUUGCCUCCGUCUGGCAGCGUGCAAUGAGACCUCACGGGCGUGCGCGGCUCUCGAGUCCGCGGAGGCAGCCCCAGAUACACAGGGGACGAUACAGCGCCUGCAGUCGAAGCACCCCAACGCGGAGAGGCCGACCCCAGCUUGGCAGUCUGGCUUCCAGGGGUCCCCUCUCGUGCUCUCGCGUCUUGCUUUGGAGCCGGUUCUGGUGGAGGGGGAUGUCCAGCUCUGGUCGUACGCCGAUGACACGUACGUGCUAGGUCCCCCAGACAGGGUGCUGCACCACUUUGCCGAGAUCGUGAGGCGCUUGGGCGAGAUGGGCCUUGCAGCCCAGCCGCACAAGUGCCUCGUCUACCAGACAGAGUCCUUUCUGUCCAGGGAUCUGGAGGCCUUCACGGGCCUAGGGAUCGAGGUCGCACGCCGAGGGCUCACCGUGACAGGCGUACCGGUAGGCACCGUUUCGUUCGUGGAGCAGAGUCUCCCGGAUCGUCUCGAGAGGAUGGGGCGGGUGCUACCUUGGCUUCCGAGGUUGCGCCAGCCCCAGACAGCUGCCCGCCUUCUGUCGGCGUGUGUCAGCACUCGUCCGCAGUACCUGUCGAGGACCGUCCCUCCUUCGCUCGCAGUGAUCUCUAGUUUUACACGGUGGAACGCACGCCUGGGAGAGACAUUUCAGCAGCUUUUAGCUUCAGGGACCUGGGCUUGUCGCGAGGACGUCCGAGAGGCCGCCCUAGACCAGAUCUUCCUCCCCAUUCCGUCUCGGGGGUUUCGGCAUUCGUCGCAUGGCACGCAUUGCCCCGGUGAGCCAGAGCAGAUCGACCGGGCUCUGCAGACGGCGCUAGAGGGUCUCCCACCUGACGUUCUCUCUCUCCUUCCCCCCUGGCCCUCCUGCGCUUCUGCCUCCCCCGAUUCCCUUUUUGCAGGAGCGAGCCGUCUUCUGGAGGCGCAGGCCUUGGAGGCCGUGCGUGCCCGUCACGCCUCUCCCUUGCACCUUGCCCGUUUGACUUCCCUUCAGGGAGGAGGUGCAGGGGCGUGGUUGACGUCGGUGCCGUACGCUGACCCACUGCGCAUCCCGGAGGCGCUGUGGCAGGCGGCUUCAUCUUCUCGUCUUGGUCUCCCGAUCCCCCAGUUAGCCCUUGCAGGUCAGUGCUCCUGUGGACAGGCGAUUGACGACAUGACGGUGCCCCAUCACGCGGUUCGGUGCCCGCGCUACGGGGUCGCCACUACCAUCCACGACACGGUGAAGUACAUGCUUCGAGACUUUGCGGUCGAGGCGGGCUUCGCGGUAAAGGUGGAGGACUCUACGCUGUUCACACAGUUGGAGGCGGCUCGAGCGAGACUACUGGGACAGCCAGUGGUGGGAGAGGGGACGCGGGCUGAGGGACCGGGGGAGCAGAGAGGCGAGGCGGGACAGCCGGGUGGCGGGGGACAGUGGGGACAGCACCAGCUGCGGGGUCAGGUGGAGCGAGGGAUAGGUGGGCGGAGGGGACGGCAGGGGGAGCAGACGGGCCAGGACGGGGAGGGGAGACGGCACAGGCAGCAGCAGGAGAGCCAGUGGAGGCCGCGGGCCCAGGGCGCCGCGCCUCCAGGUUCGGCCUCGGAGGAGGGGCAGGGGCGGGAGCAGCAGAGAGCGGACGGAGGUACAGGAGGGGCAGCGGGAUUGGGAGGGGAGGGCCAGGGAGUGAGAGAGGCAGCAGGGGAUGGAGCAGGGGGGUCGGGAGGGUUGGGGGAGGGUAGAGAGGGGGAGGGGAGAGGACAGGUGGAGGGAGGAGAGGAGAGGGGGAGAGAGACGAUCGGAGAGGAGGCACCAAGGGACCAGACAGGGCAGCAGCCAGCGCAACAGCAGGGACCAGUCGGACGCACAGGCCGUGUAGGCACCGCCUCCCGCAUCCCAGACCUCACCUGCCGCGACGUUGGCCAGGGUUUGAUGGUUCUUGUGGAUGUCUCCAUAGCGGAUCCACAGCGGGAGGGGAACGUGCAGCUGAGACGGGCGACCCCCACACAGAUUGGAGUGGCAGCAGCUAGGCGGGUGCAGGAGAAGCUGCGGCACUGGGGGCCGCACUUAGAGGGGCUGCAGCCGGCACCACACUUUUACGCGUGCGUGGCGGAGACCUUUGGCCUUCUGAGUGAGCCGCUGCGUCAGUUUCUGGGGCUCUGCGCAAAGAGGAUAGCACAGCGGAGGAGGGAUAGAGGUGGGGGGGAUGACGGAUCGGCACGGAUAUUUGAGGCAGGACUCACUACACGCCUCUCCGUUGCACUGCAGCGCGCGCAGGCUCAAUGCAUGAUCCAGCAUGCGGUGCGGCAGUUAGGGAGAUCCGACGACGGGUGGAUGCCCGCACCAGUCCCACUGGGUGCAGGGCAGGUCGUGCGGGUUGCUGCCGUGUUGUGGUCCUCUGGUGCUUCCUCCUCCUUAGUCUCUCUCCCUCUCUCCCCUUCUCUUCCCACCUCCCUCUUUCUUCACACCCCCUGCCCCCUCAUGCCAUCCGCUCCCCCCGCCCCUACCCUCCGCGUGCCCGCUCCCUUGCCGCCUCUUUUGACCCUCCCUGCCCCCCCUCGCCGUUUCCCACCGCCCGCCAUUCGCUCCUCCCCGCCCGUGCGCUCCCCUCCUUUACCUUCUCCUCCCCCCUCCCCUCCUCUGCUGCACGCCUCUUCCUUCCCCUCGCCGACCCACUCCACUCCCUGCCCCUCCUCAAUCCGCACCCUGCCCCUCGUAUCUCACCCCCCUAUGCUUGGUUUCUCCCCUCCCUGCCCCUCGCCGCCUUUCCCCGCUCCCCACCUCCCCCCUCUCCCUGCCCCCCCACUCUCCCCCCCCCUUGUCCUUGGCUUCCUACCUCCCUGCCUCACCUUUCCCCCCUCCGUGUGCUCAGCUUCUCCCCUCCCUGCCCCUCCCUCCUCCCCGCCCUGCCCCUCAUUUUCCGCCCCCCCCCACGCCCGGUUUCUCCCCUCCCCGCGCCUCCCUUUCUUUCUCCGUGCCUCUCCUUUGCUCCCUCCCUGCCCCCGCCUGCCCAUGCCCCUGUCUUUGGCUUCUCCCCUCCCUGCCCCACGUUUCUUCCCUCCCUGCCCCCCGUCUGCCCCUCCCUUGUUUUCCCCUCACCCAUUGCUUCUCUCCUCCCUGCCCUUGAUUUCCCACACCCCUGCCCUCGUUUCCUAUCAUCCAUGCCCCUCGUUUCCCCCCUUUGUACGUUCAGCCUCUUCCCUCCCUGCCCCUCCCUUCCUCCCCCCCUGCCCUUUGCUCUCCCCUCGUUACGCUCCCUUCUCCCCAUCCCUGCUGCCCUCUUACCACCAUCAGCCCAUCCCCACGACCAGCCCCCCUCCCACCCUUCAAUCCCCCCCUCCCUCUCUCUCUCUCUCUCUCUCUCUCUCUCUCUCUCUCUCUUUCUCACACACACACACACGCACACUCCCCUCCCCCACCCCCCCCACGUACAUCCUCCCAUUCUGCCCCUCCCUGCCCCUUUCCCACCCCCUCGCACGCCCCUCACCUCCCACCUCCGUGCAACUGGUUUCCCCCCUAUGGUGCCACCCUUGCAUCGCUCGCCCCUCUGCUCACCCUCUGCCCGCCCCUUUUCCGUGCCCUCAGUUGGCCCAGCCCCUGCCCGUUGCUGCCCCUCCCCUUGCCCCCUCAACUCCCCUGCCCCCCGUACACCCCAAGUCCCAUCCAACCGCCCCCACCCUCCCCCGGCUGCCCGUUUCCGCUCUCCACCCCCGCGACCGUGUGCGGCUUCCAACCGCCCAACGGUGGGGCAUAAAUGGGUACAACACGAGGACUUCCCGGGAGGUCACCCAGCCCAGUACUGCUCUCGCCCACACGUCGAAGCGUACCUUUGAAGAGGAUGGAACAGAGGAACGCCAAGCCCCACUGGAGGAAAUACACGAGGAGGAGCCAGCACGCUCAAAACCGCGCCCUACCCCCGCUGCCCCAUCCCAGUCUACCCCCCCUUCAGGUGACAGCGGGGGCGGCACCCAUGCAUGCUCAGUAGAGAGAUCCUCCAACUCACUCGCUACCUCCCAUUCGCAAACCAGAUUACUUGUGAAAACACUUAAUCCUACCCGCACCCCCAAGCACAUAGAAGCGGGAGAGGGCAGAGCCAGGGGGGAACUUGCAGCUGACACUGCACGGGAAGGGGUAAGUGAGUUUGUGUGUGAAGGAGCAGCAGAGGCUACAGAGGAUGGGGCAGCAAAGGCUGCACGGGAAGGGGCAAUGGGGGUUGUGGGGGAAGGGGCAGCAGAGGCUGCAGAGGAAAGGGCAGCAGAGGCUGCAAGGGAAGGGGCAGCAGCGGCUGCACGGGAAAGGGCGGCAGGGGCUGCACGGGAAGGGGCGGCAGGGACCGUGACUCUGGCCAGGCAAAGGGCAGAGGCCAUGGAGACAGGUUUUGCAGGAGUAGGGGCCACGGAACCUGCUGCUGCGUCGGCUGGGGGAACCGCAGCAGAGGAGGCUAUAGGGACCGCACCAGUCGAGGCUGCAAGGACUGCAGCAGGAGCGACAGAGGCCACAGCGGGGGCUGGUAUAGGGGGAGGUGCUACGGGUGCAGCGGGGAAGGGGGUAACGGGGACUGGUGCGAGGGAGAGUGCCGCCCCGGCUGUAGCAAGAGAGGGUACGGCAGGGGCCUCAAAGGCAGAAGGUGAGGCUGCAGCUGAAGCAGCAGGGAGGGCCAUAGCACGGCCAGUAGGGGCGGCAGGGGCCGCAGCAAACUCGGGGAAACACACAGCAGGGCCGGCAGGGCCGGCAGAGACUGCAAAAGGGGCUAGCAGUAAAGCGGCAGCAGGCGGGGUGGGCUUGGGGGACAUAGGGGCAACAGGGGAAGGAGAGGGGAGGGUGGUCCCGACCGGGGUGGGCACUGAAGAGGGGGAUGUGAUAGCGAUAGAGGAGGAUGAGGGAGAGGAUGUGAUGCACAUUGACGGGCCACUGGCCCAAUACCUCACGCUUGACGGUGAGGCCGACCCGGCCCCCCUGCAGCCUCACGUCGAGGUUCCCCCUCUACCCCCCAUGCCCGUCCCCAUGCUAGCAGAAGGACCGAUGGAGGGGCUGGGGGAGACCUUGAGGACAGAGCCGCGCGAGGGAGCCCCCAUCCUCACCUCCCGUCCUCCAGCCCACCAGCCCCCAGGAGCACCACUUCCCCACCCCCACCCUCAGGUCCCGGUAGUGUCCAGGGGGGCAGCCAAGGCCCUGGCCUUCUUGGCGGAGCCGUGCUCCCCGACCCCCACGCUGCUCCAUGGCCAGCCCCCCUCUCCGUCCCCAACGCCUGACCCCACGGUUGCAGGCGGUCCACCGGGAGAGCACGCGGGUGCGACAAGAGCAGAGUCACCCGAGGGCACCCCUUCUCUCACCUCUCACCCCUCCCCGCCCCUUCCCUCACUCCUUCCUUCACCCCCAAGGGCAGCACACCUCUGCCCCCACCCUCAGGGGCUCCUUAGAGCACCACGUGGAGCAGCCAGGGCUCUGGUCUUCCUAGAGGAGCCAUGCUCCCCGACUCCUACCAACACCCAGCCACCCCUUACCGGCCCACUACCCCCUCCUCCACCAGGCCCCCCCCCACCCGGUAGUACACACAUCUCGGAGGUUGAAGCAUCUCUGCGGCCAAAUCCCUCUCCCACACGCUACAGGCACCCAAACCACCCGAGUCGCCGCACAGCCCCAACACGCCCACCCAACAGGCUGCCCUCCCCACACCACCCCCCCCAGGCAGCCGAGACCCACCCGCAAGGGCUUGCGCCCCAGGCUCAUGGGAGCGGCGGCACCCGGGUAGAGGGGCCCACAGGAGAGGCCACCACAGAGCCCACACAAAUCUCUCUCCCCCCACCGUUUGUACCUCGCUCUAACCUCCACACUGGCCCAGCCCCUCGACCCCCACCUCCAACCCCCUCUCCCGGCCGGGUUCCCCACGAGUGGCCCCGUUGGGCAGCCAUCACCCCCCACACACAGCUUGCCCGAUCUGUUCCCACGGAGGGGGAUGUUUCGAGGAGAGUGGGGAUGCACACAGAGCACCCCCUGCCUGGCGAACCACCCAUCCUCCCUCCACCCACCCCUUUGGCCCCACAGCCCCCCCUUCCUUCACAAACAGGCGCGGACAACCAGGUUGGCCGCCGGCGGAAGAACAGGGGCAGAGGAGGCAGAGGGUCAGCCCACGUACUCCCCCCUCCCUCCCUCCCCCACCAAGAGCCCCUCCCCACCUCACAUCCCGUUGAACAAUUACCAGGCCCUACCUCUACAGCCCGUCCACCAAACCUACACUCCCGCCCCGCUCCUGCACCUCCACAGGGCCAUGGGAGCGGACCAGCCCACUCACCCCCAUUCUGCCCCUCCCGUGCUGUGUCCCCCUCCCAGGUGGCGGCGGCCGCGAUCGCUACUGGGAGGGGGGCCGUCGGGUUGAGGGAUGCGCCCAUGGCAGACGCCACCGACUCCCCCUCCCAUCCCUCCCACCCCUUCCAUGUCGACGACCCCCUACCGCAACCCAUGGUGAUUGGGGAGGGCCAAGGGGGCCUUCUAGGGCAGGGUCCACACCCGAGCUCCGCUCAGCCAGCACGCCCCACUCCACCCUCUACCCUGCCAGCCCUCCUACUCUCACCUACAGGCAGGCAGGUCUUCGAGACCCCAGAGGAGGUGAGGGCUGGCAUUUCAGAUUUGCUGGCGAUACACCGCCUGAGCAGCUCUCCGGCUGCCCCCACCCUUCCAGUCCCACAGGACCGGACCCGGACGUAUGCGGAGGUCACCCGGUCUGUCCCUUCUUUUAUCCCCCCCGCCACUCAGCCAGGCGCGUCACUCCCGACCCCAAUGGAGACGGACCGGGGUCUGAGGCCGUGUCACUCGCACCUAGACGGGGUGGCGCCUCCCCCCGUUCAGCCCGUGGCGCAGGAGGUCACCAGCAGUAGGGAUGAGGCAUCCGCCCCUACCGAGACCCCUCCGCCUGGGGUAGCAGAGCCGUCACUUGAACCGCACCCCGCCGAGGGGCAGGAGCACACCACGGCACACACUUCAGGCUCACCUCCACGUCCCCCCUCCCCAGCUUCAACACCGGUGCCGGCACGAGGCCCGGCCCUAUCCUGUGCGACACCACCUCUAUCUUCGCUGACACCCCCCCCGCGCGGGGCUGGUGAGUCGUCUCCUCCCCUCAUCCCAGGCGAUCCUGUCGGAGCUCAGGCCGCCCACGGGGUCCCCUCUACAGCCAGUUCCGACGCCACGGCCCCGAUUGACCCCGCCGACACGGCGACAUCACCCGACCAGGUCGUGAGUUGCCCCACCUGCAGGAGCUCUCUCGCGAACCGACGCGCGCUCCAGCACCACAUUCCCUUCUGCCAUCCUGCGGACGCGGCUCGCAGGGCGCAGGCUGCCCAUGAUACCGCCUCGAUCAUCCCUUCCCUCUCACAGCCCCGUGCGACCGGGAUGCAGUUCACCGACGCACAGUGGCAGACGCUCGACUCGGUGGACUGGACAGAGUACUUCUCGCCCGAGCGUAUCCAUACACGCCCUCUCCGACGUGUCCCGGAGAGGGUCCGCGGAGGAUAUCUUGACGUCCUCAGUGCGAUCCUAGUCCGCAUUGCCCAGGACCCGGAGGCUGCUGGCCCUACCUUCCUCCUCGCUGCAGCGCCGACUCUUUUCCUUGUUCCAGCGACGCCACCCGACCGCUCGCACACGGCUGCCAUUGCAACGCGCAUCUCUCGCUUUGGUCGAGGUGAGUGGGCUGAGCUAGUCUCAGAUGCACUAGGCCGUCGCACACCCCUUCCUCGCCGCACAGGUCACCGGUCACGCACCGCCACCGAUCCCUCUGCAGCAGAUGAGCGCCGCAUUGCACGUUGCCUUCGUCUGGCAGCGUGCAAUGAGACCUCACGGGCGUGCGCGGCUCUCGAGUCCGCGGAGGCAGCCCCAGAUACACAGGGGACGAUACAGCGCCUGCAGUCGAAGCACCCCAACGCGGAGAGGCCGACCCCAGCUUGGCUGUCUGGCUUCCAGGGGUCCCCUCUCGUGCUCUCGGUGGAUCACUUACGCCGCGCGAUUUUCACAGCUCCGCGGGGCUCUUCGGGAGGACCGUCCGGUUGGGUCGCUGAGCACCUGCGAGACACUUUCCUAGCUUUCCCUCAGAGUCUCCAUUUCCUCCUGGCCGUGUACCAGCAGUGGCUCCGAGGCCGUUGCGCUCCAGCUGCGCGCUCCUUGCUAGCGUCCUCCACCCUCGUGGCUCUGGCGAAGUCGAACAUGGAUGUUCGGCCGAUUGCCAUCGGCGAGGUUUUGGUCCGCAUUCUUUCUCGGGCAGUUUGUCUCCAGCUACGUGACCAGAUGGCGAGGGUCUUCUUGGCAUCACAGCAGUUUGGGGUGGGGGUUACGUGCGGGACAGAGGUCGUAGUUAGAGGCGUCCGCCGCGCUCUGGCUGACCACCCAGACUGGGUGGUCCUGCAGCUAGACGUGGCGAAUGCCUUUAACUCUUUCCACCGAGACAGGAUGUUUCAGGCGCUGCAGGCCAGUCCGGAGUUUCAGUGUCUGAUCCCCUUCAUCGGCCUCUUCUACGGGACGCCCUCGGAUCUCCACUACAGGUCAGGCACGGGAGUGGUCACGAUGCACUCGGAGCGGGGCACUCGCCAGGGAGACCCUCUCAGCCCCUUCUUGUACGCUCUGACACAGCGUCUUGCUUUGGAGCCGGUUCUGGCGGAGGGGGAUGUCCAGCUCUGGUCGUACGCCGAUGACACGUACGUGCUAGGUCCCCCAGACAGGGUGCUGCACCAUUUUGCCGAGAUCGUGAGGCGCUUGGGCGAGAUGGGCCUUGCAGCCCAGCCGCACAAGUGCCUCGUCUACCAGACAGAGUCCUUUCUGUCCAGGGAUCUGGAGGCUUUCACGGGCCUAGGGAUCGAGGUCGCACGCCGAGGGCUCACCGUGACAGGCGUACCGGUAGGCACCGUUUCGUUCGUGGAGCAGAGUCUCCCGGAUCGUCUCGAGAGGAUGGGGCGGGUGCUACCUUGGCUUCCGAGGUUGCGCCAGCCCCAGACAGCUGCCCGCCUUCUUUCGGCGUGUGUCAGCACUCGUCCGCAGUACCUGUCGAGGACCGUCCCUCCUUCGCCCGCAGUGAUCUCCAGUUUUACACGGUGGGACGCACGCCUGGGAGAGACUUUUCAGCAGCUUUUAGCUUCAGGGACCUGGGCUUGUCGCGAGGACGUCCGAGAGGCCGCCCUAGACCAGAUCUUCCUCCCCAUCCGUCUCGGGGGUUUCGGCAUUCGUCGCAUGGCGCGCAUGGCCCCGGUGAGUUUCGUGUGCUCCUGGGUGCAGUGUGCACCCAUUCUCUGUUCUCUCCCUGCGUGUGGCGAGGUGUUUCGGCAGAGCUUCGCUUCAGGUGAGCCAGAGCAGAUCGACCGGGCUCUGCAGACGGCGCUAGAGGGUCUCCCUCCUGACGUUCUCUCUCUCCUUCCCCCCUGGCCCUCUUGCGCUUCUGCCUCCCCCGAUUCCCUUUUUGCAGGAGCGAGCCGUCUUCUGGAGGCGCAUGCCUUGGAGGCCGUGCGUGCCCGUCACACCUCUCCCUUGCACCUUGCCCGUUUGACUUCCCUUCAGGGCGGAGGUGCAGGAGCGUGGUUGACGUCGGUGCCGUACGCCGACCCACUGCGCAUCCCGGAGGCGCUGUGGCAGGCGGCUUCAUCUUCUCGUCUUGGUCUCCCUAUCCCCCAGUUAGCCCUUGCAGGUCAGUGCUCCUGCGGACAGGCGAUUGACGACAUGACGGUGCCUCAUCACGCGGUUCGGUGCCCGCGUUACGGGGUCGCCACUACCAUCCACGACACGGUGAAGUACAUGCUUCGAGACUUUGCGGUCGAGGCGGGCUUCGCGGUAAAGGUGGAGGACUCUACGCUGUUCACACAGUUGGAGGCGGCUCGAGCGAGACUACUGGGACAGCCAGUGGUGGGAGAGGGGACACGGGCUGAGGGACCGGGGGAGCGGAGAGGCGAGGCGGGACAGCCGGGUGGCGGGGGACAGUGGGGACGGCACCAGCUGCGGGGUCAGGUGGAGCGAGGGACAGGUGGGCAGAGGGGACGGCAGGGGGAGCAGACGGGCCAGGACGGGGAGGGGGGACGGCACAGGCAGCAGCAGGAGAGCCAGUGGAGGCCGCGGGCCCAGGGCGCCGCGCCUCCAGGUUCGGCCUCGGGGGCGGGGCAGGGGCGGGAGCAGCAGAGAGCGGACGGAGGUACAGGAGGGGCAGCGGGAUUGGGAGGGGAGGGCCAGGGAGUGAGAGAGGCAGCAGGGGAUGGAGCAGGGGGGUCGGGAGGUUUGGGGGAGGGUAGGGAGGGGGAGGGGAGAGGACAGGUGGAUGGAGGAGAGGAGAGGGGGAGAGAGACGAUCGGAGAGGGGGCACCAAGGGACCAGACAGGGCAGCAGCCAGCGCAACAGCAGGGACCAGUCGGACGCACAGGCCGUGUAGGCACCGCCUCCCGCAUUCCAGACCUCACCUGCCGCGACGUUGGCCAGGGUCUGAUGGUUCUUGUGGAUGUCUCCAUAGCGGAUCCACAGCGGGAGGGGAACGUGCAGCUGAGACGGGCGACCCCCACACAGAUUGGAGUGGCAGCAGCUAGGCGGGUGCAGGAGAAGCUGCGUCACUGGGGGCCGCACUUAGAGGGGCUGCAGCCGGCACCACACUUUUACGCGUGCGUGGCGGAGACCUUUGGCCUUCUGAGUGAGCCGCUGCGUCAGUUUCUGGGGCUCUGCGCAAAGAGGAUAGCACAGCGGAGGAGGGAUAGAGGUGGGGGGGAUGACGGAUCGGCACGGAUAUUUGAGGCAGGACUCACUACACGCCUCUCCGUUGCACUGCAGCGCGCGCAGGCUCAAUGCAUGAUCCAGCAUGCGUCACACCCCCUGCCCCCUCAUGCCAUCCGCUCCCCCCGCCCCUACCCUCCGCGUGCCCGCUCCCUUGCCGCCUCUUUUGACCCUCCCUGCCCCCCUCGCCGUUUCCCACCGCCCGCCAUUCGCUCCUCCCCGCCCGUGCGCUCCCCUCGUUUACCUUCUCCUCCCCCCUCCCCUCCUCUGCUGCACGCCUCUUCCUUCCCCUCGCCGACCCACUCCACUCCCUGCCCCUCCUCAAUCCGCACCCUGCCCCUCGUAUCUCGCCCCCCUAUGCUUGCUUCUCCCCUCCCUGCCCCUCCCUCCUCCCCGCCCUGCCCCUCGUUUUCCGCCCCCCCACGCCCGGUUUCUCCCCUCCCCGCGCCUCCCUUUCUUUCUCCGUGCCUCUCCUCUGCUCCCUCCCUGCCCCCGCCUGCCCAUGCCCCUGUCUUUGGCUUCUCCCCUCCCUGCCCCACGUUUCUUCCCUCCCUGCCCACCCCCUCUGCCCCUCCCUUGUUUUCCCCUCACCCAUUGCUUCUCCCCUCCCUGCCCUUGAUUUCCCGCACCCCUGCCCUUGUUUCCUACCAUCCAUGCCCCUCGUUUCCCCCCCUUUGUACGUUCAGCCUCUUCCCUCCCUGCCCCUCCCUUCCUCCCCCCCUGCCCUUUGCUCUCCCCUCGUUACGCUCCCUUCUCCCCAUCCCUGCUGCCCUCUUACCACCAUCAGCCCAUCCCCACCACCAGCCCCCCUCCCACCCUUCUCUCCCCCCCUCCCUUUCCCUCUCUCUCUUUCUCACACACACACACGCACACUCCCCUCCCCCACCCCCCACCCACAUCCUCCCAUUCUGCCCCUCCCUGCCCCUUUCCCACCCCCUCGCACGCCCCUCACCUCCCACCUCCGUGCAACUGGUUUCCCCCCCCUAUGGUGCCUCCCUUGCAUCGCUCGCCCCUCUGCUCACCCUCUGCCCGCCCCUUUUCCGUGCCCUCAGCUGGCCCAGCCCCUGCCCGUUGCUGCCCCUCCCCUUGCCCCCUCAACUCCCCUGCCCCCCGUACACCCCAGUCCCAUCCAACCGCCCCCACCCUCCCCCGGCUGCCCGUUUCCGCUCUCCACCCCCGCGACCUCACACCCCCUGCCCCCUCAUGCCAUCCGCUCCCCCCGCCCCUACCCUCCGCGUGCCCGCUCCCUUGCCGCCUCUUUUGACCCUCCCUGCCCCCCUCGCCGUUUCCCACCGCCCGCCAUUCGCUCCUCCCCGCCCGUGCGCUCCCCUCGUUUACCUUCUCCUCCCCCCUCCCCUCCUCUGCUGCACGCCUCUUCCUUCCCCUCGCCGACCCACUCCACUCCCUGCCCCUCCUCAAUCCGCACCCUGCCCCUCGUAUCUCGCCCCCCUAUGCUUGGUUUCUCCCCUCCCUGCCCCUCGCCGCCUUUCUCCGCCCCCCACCUCCCCCCUCUCCCUGCCCCCCCACUCUCCCACCCUUGCCCUUGGCUUCCUACCUCCCUGCCCCACCUUUCCCCCCUCUGUGUGCUCAGCUUCUCCCCUCCCUGCCCCUCCCUCCUCCCCGCCCUGCCCCUCGUUUUCCGCCCCCCCACGCCCGGUUUCUCCCCUCCCCGCGCCUCCCUUUCUUUCUCCGUGCCUCUCCUCUGCUCCCUCCCUGCCCCCGCCUGCCCAUGCCCCUGUCUUUGGCUUCUCCCCUCCCUGCCCCACGUUUCUUCCCUCCCUGCCCACCCCCUCUGCCCCUCCCUUGUUUUCCCCUCACCCAUUGCUUCUCCCCUCCCUGCCCUUGAUUUCCCGCACCCCUGCCCUUGUUUCCUACCAUCCAUGCCCCUCGUUUCCCCCCCUUUGUACGUUCAGCCUCUUCCCUCCCUGCCCCUCCCUUCCUCCCCCCCUGCCCUUUGCUCUCCCCUCGUUACGCUCCCUUCUCCCCAUCCCUGCUGCCCUCUUACCACCAUCAGCCCAUCCCCACCACCAGCCCCCCUCCCACCCUUCUCUCCCCCCCUCCCUUUCCCUCUCUCUCUUUCUCACACACACACACGCACACUCCCCUCCCCCACCCCCCACCCACAUCCUCCCAUUCUGCCCCUCCCUGCCCCUUUCCCACCCCCUCGCACGCCCCUCACCUCCCACCUCCGUGCAACUGGUUUCCCCCCCCUAUGGUGCCUCCCUUGCAUCGCUCGCCCCUCUGCUCACCCUCUGCCCGCCCCUUUUCCGUGCCCUCAGCUUGGCCCAGCCCCUGCCCGUUGCUGCCCCUCCCCUUGCCCCCUCAACUCCCCUGCCCCCCGUACACCCCAGUCCCAUCCAACCGCCCCCACCCUCCCCCGGCUGCCCGUUUCCGCUCUCCACCCCCGCGACCGUGUGCGGCUUCCAACCGCCCAACGGUGGUGCGCACGGGGCCAUUACCGCCCCUCUCCCCUUAUCCCCCACCACGCCCCCAAGCAGGCCUUUCUCCCCCCAGCCUCCCGUCUCCCUGCCCUUAGUACCGCCGCGCUCUGCCCGUGCGUCACCCUUGCCCACUUCAUACCACCUCCCCCUUCUCCCCCCCCCCCGGCUUCUCCCUAUCAUCACCCGCAUGUUCCCCCACUCCCCUGUCCACAACGUCCCUCCACCCCCCUUCCUGCUUUCCCCACUCCCACUCUGCCCCCCACACCUCUACGAGCCGUACUUCCCCCUCCAGCCUCCCUUUCCCCCCCAGCUACUUCCGCAUCCAGCGUGGGCUGCACCUCUGCAUCCCGCCCUGCCAGGCCCUUCGGUGACCCAACUGCCGCCACCUGGCACCACGCCGCCUUUCCCACCCCCAUCCAAUCUCUACACCCCCUGCCCCUGCUCCCUGCGCAAUCCAGCCACCUACCCCAGCCUCCCUCUACCUCUCCCUAACUCCACACCGCCGUUCCUACCCCCAGCCAAGGUCUACACCCCUUGCUUUUGCUCCCUGGGCUGUGCCGUCCCCAACCUCCCUCCGCCUUUCCGCGGCACCAGACCGCCUCUCCCUCCCCCAGCCAACUUUUGCACCCCCUGUUCCUGCCCCUUGUGCCCUCCAACACCCUACCUCAACCCCCCCCAGUCUCCCCCUUCUCCAACACCCUCCAUAUUUCCUCCCCCCUGGGGCUCGCCCAUCCGCAGCUAUCACCCUUCAUCGAUUCCCCAAUUCCCUCUGUCCCCUGUUUCCCGGCCCCGCAUCCUAUCCUGCAUUUACCACAGCACCUCCUUUCGGUGCCCUCUCUGCCCUCCCACGUUCUCACCCCCCGCCUCCCAACCUUCUCAUUACCCGCUACCAGGCUCACGCCAACUCGACUACCCACUACCCUUUGCCCCUUCCUCUCUGUUCCCCACCCUUCCUUUCCCACCUGGCUCCACCUGCCCACCCCCACCUCCCGUGGAAUUCUGCCCUGCCCUCCCCACCUCUGGCCCACCACCUGUCCCCACACCCUGCUCACCCACCGCUACACCACCCCCGCCCCCCCACCUCCACUACAGCCCGCCAACACUUCCCCUCUCAAUCGGCCCCCAGCCCGCCCCCCCCUUGGGCCCCAAUCCCCUCCAACUGUCAGGCCCCCUCUACCCUCUCUUCCACCCACUGCGCACCGCUUUCCCCACCCUUUUCCCCUUUCCCCAAGCUAACCCCCCGCACCCCGGCCUCUGCCAGGGAGUUCCUUCCCCCUUUGACGCCCUCUUGAGCCAACCCCAGCAACUCACACCGCCACCGCCAGGCAUGCUGCCUCUAGCCAGGGGGGAACUUGCAGCUGACACUGCACGGGAAGGGGUAAGUGAGUUUGUGUGUGAAGGAGCAGCAGAGGCUACAGAGGAUGGGGCAGCAAAGGCUGCACGGGAAGGGGCAAUGGGGGUUGUGGGGGAAGGGGCAGCAGAGGCUGCAGAGGAAAGGGCAGCAGAGGCUGCAAGGGAAGGGGCAGCAGCGGCUGCACGGGAAAGGGCGGCAGGGGCUGCACGGGAAGGGGCGGCAGGGACCGUGACUCUGGCCAGGCAAAGGGCAGAGGCCAUGGAGACAGGUUUUGCAGGAGUAGGGGCCACGGAACCUGCUGCUGUGUCGGCUGGGGGAACCGCAGCAGAGGAGGCUAUAGGGACCGCACCAGUCGAGGCUGCAAGGACUGCAGCAGGAGCGACAGAGGCCACAGCGGGGGCUGGUAUAGGGGGAGGUGCUACGGGUGCAGCGGGGAAGGGGGUAACGGGGACUGGUGCGAGGGAGAGUGCCGCCCCGGCUGUAGCAAGAGAGGGUACGGCAGGGGCCUCAAAGGCAGAAGGUGAGGCUGCAGCUGAAGCAGCAGGGAGGGCCAUAGCACGGCCAGUAGGGGCGGCAGGGGCCGCAGCAAACUCGGGGAAACACACAGCAGGGCCGGCAGGGCCGGCAGAGACUGCAAAAGGGGCUAGCAGUAAAGCGGCAGCAGGCGGGGUGGGCUUGGGGGACAUAGGGGCAACAGGGGAAGGAGAGGGGAGGGUGGUCCCGACCGGGGUGGGCACUGAAGAGGGGGAUGUGAUAGCGAUAGAGGAGGAUGAGGGAGAGGAUGUGAUGCACAUUGACGGGCCACUGGCCCAAUACCUCACGCUUGACGGUGAGGCCGACCCGGCCCCCCUGCAGCCUCACGUCGAGGUUCCCCCUCUACCCCCCAUGCCCGUCCCCAUGCUAGCAGAAGGACCGAUGGAGGGGCUGGGGGAGACCUUGAGGACAGAGCCGCGCGAGGGAGCCCCCAUCCUCACCUCCCGUCCUCCAGCCCACCAGCCCCCAGGAGCACCACUUCCCCACCCCCACCCUCAGGUCCCGGUAGUGUCCAGGGGGGCAGCCAAGGCCCUGGCCUUCUUGGCGGAGCCGUGCUCCCCGACCCCCACGCUGCUCCAUGGCCAGCCCCCCUCUCCGUCCCCAACGCCUGACCCCACGGUUGCAGGCGGUCCACCGGGAGAGCACGCGGGUGCGACAAGAGCAGAGUCACCCGAGGGCACCCCUUCUCUCACCUCUCACCCCUCCCCGCCCCUUCCCUCACUCCUUCCUUCACCCCCAAGGGCAGCACACCUCUGCCCCCACCCUCAGGGGCUCCUUAGAGCACCACGUGGAGCAGCCAGGGCUCUGGUCUUCCUAGAGGAGCCAUGCUCCCCGACUCCUACCAACACCCAGCCACCCCUUACCGGCCCACUACCCCCUCCUCCACCAGGCCCCCCCCCACCCGGUAGUACACACAUCUCGGAGGUUGAAGCAUCUCUGCGGCCAAAUCCCUCUCCCACACGCUACAGGCACCCAAACCACCCGAGUCGCCGCACAGCCCCAACACGCCCACCCAACAGGCUGCCCUCCCCACACCACCCCCCCCAGGCAGCCGAGACCCACCCGCAAGGGCUUGCGCCCCAGGCUCAUGGGAGCGGCGGCACCCGGGUAGAGGGGCCCACAGGAGAGGCCACCACAGAGCCCACACAAAUCUCUCUCCCCCCACCGUUUGUACCUCGCUCUAACCUCCACACUGGCCCAGCCCCUCGACCCCCACCUCCAACCCCCUCUCCCGGCCGGGUUCCCCACGAGUGGCCCCGUUGGGCAGCCAUCACCCCCCACACACAGCUUGCCCGAUCUGUUCCCACGGAGGGGGAUGUUUCGAGGAGAGUGGGGAUGCACACAGAGCACCCCCUGCCUGGCGAACCACCCAUCCUCCCUCCACCCACCCCUUUGGCCCCACAGCCCCCCCUUCCUUCACAAACAGGCGCGGACAACCAGGUUGGCCGCCGGCGGAAGAACAGGGGCAGAGGAGGCAGAGGGUCAGCCCACGUACUCCCCCCUCCCUCCCUCCCCCACCAAGAGCCCCUCCCCACCUCACAUCCCGUUGAACAAUUACCAGGCCCUACCUCUACAGCCCGUCCACCAAACCUACACUCCCGCCCCGCUCCUGCACCUCCACAGGGCCAUGGGAGCGGACCAGCCCACUCACCCCCAUUCUGCCCCUCCCGUGCUGUGUCCCCCUCCCAGGUGGCGGCGGCCGCGAUCGCUACUGGGAGGGGGGCCGUCGGGUUGAGGGAUGCGCCCAUGGCAGACGCCACCGACUCCCCCUCCCAUCCCUCCCACCCCUUCCAUGUCGACGACCCCCUACCGCAACCCAUGGUGAUUGGGGAGGGCCAAGGGGGCCUUCUAGGGCAGGGUCCACACCCGAGCUCCGCUCAGCCAGCACGCCCCACUCCACCCUCUACCCUGCCAGCCCUCCUACUCUCACCUACAGGCAGGCAGGUCUUCGAGACCCCAGAGGAGGUGAGGGCUGGCAUUUCAGAUUUGCUGGCGAUACACCGCCUGAGCAGCUCUCCGGCUGCCCCCACCCUUCCAGUCCCACAGGACCGGACCCGGACGUAUGCGGAGGUCACCCGGUCUGUCCCUUCUUUUAUCCCCCCCGCCACUCAGCCAGGCGCGUCACUCCCGACCCCAAUGGAGACGGACCGGGGUCUGAGGCCGUGUCACUCGCACCUAGACGGGGUGGCGCCUCCCCCCGUUCAGCCCGUGGCGCAGGAGGUCACCAGCAGUAGGGAUGAGGCAUCCGCCCCUACCGAGACCCCUCCGCCUGGGGUAGCAGAGCCGUCACUUGAACCGCACCCCGCCGAGGGGCAGGAGCACACCACGGCACACACUUCAGGCUCACCUCCACGUCCCCCCUCCCCAGCUUCAACACCGGUGCCGGCACGAGGCCCGGCCCUAUCCUGUGCGACACCACCUCUAUCUUCGCUGACACCCCCCCCGCGCGGGGCUGGUGAGUCGUCUCCUCCCCUCAUCCCAGGCGAUCCUGUCGGAGCUCAGGCCGCCCACGGGGUCCCCUCUACAGCCAGUUCCGACGCCACGGCCCCGAUUGACCCCGCCGACACGGCGACAUCACCCGACCAGGUCGUGAGUUGCCCCACCUGCAGGAGCUCUCUCGCGAACCGACGCGCGCUCCAGCACCACAUUCCCUUCUGCCAUCCUGCGGACGCGGCUCGCAGGGCGCAGGCUGCCCAUGAUACCGCCUCGAUCAUCCCUUCCCUCUCACAGCCCCGUGCGACCGGGAUGCAGUUCACCGACGCACAGUGGCAGACGCUCGACUCGGUGGACUGGACAGAGUACUUCUCGCCCGAGCGUAUCCAUACACGCCCUCUCCGACGUGUCCCGGAGAGGGUCCGCGGAGGAUAUCUUGACGUCCUCAGUGCGAUCCUAGUCCGCAUUGCCCAGGACCCGGAGGCUGCUGGCCCUACCUUCCUCCUCGCUGCAGCGCCGACUCUUUUCCUUGUUCCAGCGACGCCACCCGACCGCUCGCACACGGCUGCCAUUGCAACGCGCAUCUCUCGCUUUGGUCGAGGUGAGUGGGCUGAGCUAGUCUCAGAUGCACUAGGCCGUCGCACACCCCUUCCUCGCCGCACAGGUCACCGGUCACGCACCGCCACCGAUCCCUCUGCAGCAGAUGAGCGCCGCAUUGCACGUUGCCUUCGUCUGGCAGCGUGCAAUGAGACCUCACGGGCGUGCGCGGCUCUCGAGUCCGCGGAGGCAGCCCCAGAUACACAGGGGACGAUACAGCGCCUGCAGUCGAAGCACCCCAACGCGGAGAGGCCGACCCCAGCUUGGCUGUCUGGCUUCCAGGGGUCCCCUCUCGUGCUCUCGGUGGAUCACUUACGCCGCGCGAUUUUCACAGCUCCGCGGGGCUCUUCGGGAGGACCGUCCGGUUGGGUCGCUGAGCACCUGCGAGACACUUUCCUAGCUUUCCCUCAGAGUCUCCAUUUCCUCCUGGCCGUGUACCAGCAGUGGCUCCGAGGCCGUUGCGCUCCAGCUGCGCGCUCCUUGCUAGCGUCCUCCACCCUCGUGGCUCUGGCGAAGUCGAACAUGGAUGUUCGGCCGAUUGCCAUCGGCGAGGUUUUGGUCCGCAUUCUUUCUCGGGCAGUUUGUCUCCAGCUACGUGACCAGAUGGCGAGGGUCUUCUUGGCAUCACAGCAGUUUGGGGUGGGGGUUACGUGCGGGACAGAGGUCGUAGUUAGAGGCGUCCGCCGCGCUCUGGCUGACCACCCAGACUGGGUGGUCCUGCAGCUAGACGUGGCGAAUGCCUUUAACUCUUUCCACCGAGACAGGAUGUUUCAGGCGCUGCAGGCCAGUCCGGAGUUUCAGUGUCUGAUCCCCUUCAUCGGCCUCUUCUACGGGACGCCCUCGGAUCUCCACUACAGGUCAGGCACGGGAGUGGUCACGAUGCACUCGGAGCGGGGCACUCGCCAGGGAGACCCUCUCAGCCCCUUCUUGUACGCUCUGACACAGCGUCUUGCUUUGGAGCCGGUUCUGGCGGAGGGGGAUGUCCAGCUCUGGUCGUACGCCGAUGACACGUACGUGCUAGGUCCCCCAGACAGGGUGCUGCACCAUUUUGCCGAGAUCGUGAGGCGCUUGGGCGAGAUGGGCCUUGCAGCCCAGCCGCACAAGUGCCUCGUCUACCAGACAGAGUCCUUUCUGUCCAGGGAUCUGGAGGCUUUCACGGGCCUAGGGAUCGAGGUCGCACGCCGAGGGCUCACCGUGACAGGCGUACCGGUAGGCACCGUUUCGUUCGUGGAGCAGAGUCUCCCGGAUCGUCUCGAGAGGAUGGGGCGGGUGCUACCUUGGCUUCCGAGGUUGCGCCAGCCCCAGACAGCUGCCCGCCUUCUUUCGGCGUGUGUCAGCACUCGUCCGCAGUACCUGUCGAGGACCGUCCCUCCUUCGCCCGCAGUGAUCUCCAGUUUUACACGGUGGGACGCACGCCUGGGAGAGACUUUUCAGCAGCUUUUAGCUUCAGGGACCUGGGCUUGUCGCGAGGACGUCCGAGAGGCCGCCCUAGACCAGAUCUUCCUCCCCAUCCGUCUCGGGGGUUUCGGCAUUCGUCGCAUGGCGCGCAUGGCCCCGGUGAGUUUCGUGUGCUCCUGGGUGCAGUGUGCACCCAUUCUCUGUUCUCUCCCUGCGUGUGGCGAGGUGUUUCGGCAGAGCUUCGCUUCAGGUGAGCCAGAGCAGAUCGACCGGGCUCUGCAGACGGCGCUAGAGGGUCUCCCUCCUGACGUUCUCUCUCUCCUUCCCCCCUGGCCCUCUUGCGCUUCUGCCUCCCCCGAUUCCCUUUUUGCAGGAGCGAGCCGUCUUCUGGAGGCGCAUGCCUUGGAGGCCGUGCGUGCCCGUCACACCUCUCCCUUGCACCUUGCCCGUUUGACUUCCCUUCAGGGCGGAGGUGCAGGAGCGUGGUUGACGUCGGUGCCGUACGCCGACCCACUGCGCAUCCCGGAGGCGCUGUGGCAGGCGGCUUCAUCUUCUCGUCUUGGUCUCCCUAUCCCCCAGUUAGCCCUUGCAGGUCAGUGCUCCUGCGGACAGGCGAUUGACGACAUGACGGUGCCUCAUCACGCGGUUCGGUGCCCGCGUUACGGGGUCGCCACUACCAUCCACGACACGGUGAAGUACAUGCUUCGAGACUUUGCGGUCGAGGCGGGCUUCGCGGUAAAGGUGGAGGACUCUACGCUGUUCACACAGUUGGAGGCGGCUCGAGCGAGACUACUGGGACAGCCAGUGGUGGGAGAGGGGACACGGGCUGAGGGACCGGGGGAGCGGAGAGGCGAGGCGGGACAGCCGGGUGGCGGGGGACAGUGGGGACGGCACCAGCUGCGGGGUCAGGUGGAGCGAGGGACAGGUGGGCAGAGGGGACGGCAGGGGGAGCAGACGGGCCAGGACGGGGAGGGGGGACGGCACAGGCAGCAGCAGGAGAGCCAGUGGAGGCCGCGGGCCCAGGGCGCCGCGCCUCCAGGUUCGGCCUCGGGGGCGGGGCAGGGGCGGGAGCAGCAGAGAGCGGACGGAGGUACAGGAGGGGCAGCGGGAUUGGGAGGGGAGGGCCAGGGAGUGAGAGAGGCAGCAGGGGAUGGAGCAGGGGGGUCGGGAGGUUUGGGGGAGGGUAGGGAGGGGGAGGGGAGAGGACAGGUGGAUGGAGGAGAGGAGAGGGGGAGAGAGACGAUCGGAGAGGGGGCACCAAGGGACCAGACAGGGCAGCAGCCAGCGCAACAGCAGGGACCAGUCGGACGCACAGGCCGUGUAGGCACCGCCUCCCGCAUUCCAGACCUCACCUGCCGCGACGUUGGCCAGGGUCUGAUGGUUCUUGUGGAUGUCUCCAUAGCGGAUCCACAGCGGGAGGGGAACGUGCAGCUGAGACGGGCGACCCCCACACAGAUUGGAGUGGCAGCAGCUAGGCGGGUGCAGGAGAAGCUGCGUCACUGGGGGCCGCACUUAGAGGGGCUGCAGCCGGCACCACACUUUUACGCGUGCGUGGCGGAGACCUUUGGCCUUCUGAGUGAGCCGCUGCGUCAGUUUCUGGGGCUCUGCGCAAAGAGGAUAGCACAGCGGAGGAGGGAUAGAGGUGGGGGGGAUGACGGAUCGGCACGGAUAUUUGAGGCAGGACUCACUACACGCCUCUCCGUUGCACUGCAGCGCGCGCAGGCUCAAUGCAUGAUCCAGCAUGCGUCACACCCCCUGCCCCCUCAUGCCAUCCGCUCCCCCCGCCCCUACCCUCCGCGUGCCCGCUCCCUUGCCGCCUCUUUUGACCCUCCCUGCCCCCCUCGCCGUUUCCCACCGCCCGCCAUUCGCUCCUCCCCGCCCGUGCGCUCCCCUCGUUUACCUUCUCCUCCCCCCUCCCCUCCUCUGCUGCACGCCUCUUCCUUCCCCUCGCCGACCCACUCCACUCCCUGCCCCUCCUCAAUCCGCACCCUGCCCCUCGUAUCUCGCCCCCCUAUGCUUGCUUCUCCCCUCCCUGCCCCUCCCUCCUCCCCGCCCUGCCCCUCGUUUUCCGCCCCCCCACGCCCGGUUUCUCCCCUCCCCGCGCCUCCCUUUCUUUCUCCGUGCCUCUCCUCUGCUCCCUCCCUGCCCCCGCCUGCCCAUGCCCCUGUCUUUGGCUUCUCCCCUCCCUGCCCCACGUUUCUUCCCUCCCUGCCCACCCCCUCUGCCCCUCCCUUGUUUUCCCCUCACCCAUUGCUUCUCCCCUCCCUGCCCUUGAUUUCCCGCACCCCUGCCCUUGUUUCCUACCAUCCAUGCCCCUCGUUUCCCCCCCUUUGUACGUUCAGCCUCUUCCCUCCCUGCCCCUCCCUUCCUCCCCCCCUGCCCUUUGCUCUCCCCUCGUUACGCUCCCUUCUCCCCAUCCCUGCUGCCCUCUUACCACCAUCAGCCCAUCCCCACCACCAGCCCCCCUCCCACCCUUCUCUCCCCCCCUCCCUUUCCCUCUCUCUCUUUCUCACACACACACACGCACACUCCCCUCCCCCACCCCCCCACCCACAUCCUCCCAUUCUGCCCCUCCCUGCCCCUUUCCCACCCCCUCGCACGCCCCUCACCUCCCACCUCCGUGCAACUGGUUUCCCCCCCCUAUGGUGCCUCCCUUGCAUCGCUCGCCCCUCUGCUCACCCUCUGCCCGCCCCUUUUCCGUGCCCUCAGCUGGCCCAGCCCCUGCCCGUUGCUGCCCCUCCCCUUGCCCCCUCAACUCCCCUGCCCCCCGUACACCCCAGUCCCAUCCAACCGCCCCCACCCUCCCCCGGCUGCCCGUUUCCGCUCUCCACCCCCGCGACCGUGUGCGGCUUCCAACCGCCCAACGGUGGUGCGCACGGGGCCAUUACCGCCCCUCUCCCCUUAUCCCCCACCACGCCCCCAAGCAGGCCUUUCUCCCCCCAGCCUCCCGUCUCCCUGCCCUUAGUACCGCCGCGCUCUGCCCGUGCGUCACCCUUGCCCACUUCAUACCACCUCCCCCUUCUCCCCCCCCCCCGGCUUCUCCCUAUCAUCACCCGCAUGUUCCCCCACUCCCCUGUCCACAACGUCCCUCCACCCCCCUUCCUGCUUUCCCCACUCCCACUCUGCCCCCCACACCUCUACGAGCCGUACUUCCCCCUCCAGCCUCCCUUUCCCCCCCAGCUACUUCCGCAUCCAGCGUGGGCUGCACCUCUGCAUCCCGCCCUGCCAGGCCCUUCGGUGACCCAACUGCCGCCACCUGGCACCACGCCGCCUUUCCCACCCCCAUCCAAUCUCUACACCCCCUGCCCCUGCUCCCUGCGCAAUCCAGCCACCUACCCCAGCCUCCCUCUACCUCUCCCUAACUCCACACCGCCGUUCCUACCCCCAGCCAAGGUCUACACCCCUUGCUUUUGCUCCCUGGGCUGUGCCGUCCCCAACCUCCCUCCGCCUUUCCGCGGCACCAGACCGCCUCUCCCUCCCCCAGCCAACUUUUGCACCCCCUGUUCCUGCCCCUUGUGCCCUCCAACACCCUACCUCAACCCCCCCCAGUCUCCCCCUUCUCCAACACCCUCCAUAUUUCCUCCCCCCUGGGGCUCGCCCAUCCGCAGCUAUCACCCUUCAUCGAUUCCCCAAUUCCCUCUGUCCCCUGUUUCCCGGCCCCGCAUCCUAUCCUGCAUUUACCACAGCACCUCCUUUCGGUGCCCUCUCUGCCCUCCCACGUUCUCACCCCCCGCCUCCCAACCUUCUCAUUACCCGCUACCAGGCUCACGCCAACUCGACUACCCACUACCCUUUGCCCCUUCCUCUCUGUUCCCCACCCUUCCUUUCCCACCUGGCUCCACCUGCCCACCCCCACCUCCCGUGGAAUUCUGCCCUGCCCUCCCCACCUCUGGCCCACCACCUGUCCCCACACCCUGCUCACCCACCGCUACACCACCCCCGCCCCCCCACCUCCACUACAGCCCGCCAACACUUCCCCUCUCAAUCGGCCCCCAGCCCGCCCCCCCCUUGGGCCCCAAUCCCCUCCAACUGUCAGGCCCCCUCUACCCUCUCUUCCACCCACUGCGCACCGCUUUCCCCACCCUUUUCCCCUUUCCCCAAGCUAACCCCCCGCACCCCGGCCUCUGCCAGGGAGUUCCUUCCCCCUUUGACGCCCUCUUGAGCCAACCCCAGCAACUCACACCGCCACCGCCAGGCAUGCUGCCUCUAGCCAGGGGGGAACUUGCAGCUGACACUGCACGGGAAGGGGUAAGUGAGUUUGUGUGUGAAGGAGCAGCAGAGGCUACAGAGGAUGGGGCAGCAAAGGCUGCACGGGAAGGGGCAAUGGGGGUUGUGGGGGAAGGGGCAGCAGAGGCUGCAGAGGAAAGGGCAGCAGAGGCUGCAAGGGAAGGGGCAGCAGCGGCUGCACGGGAAAGGGCGGCAGGGGCUGCACGGGAAGGGGCGGCAGGGACCGUGACUCUGGCCAGGCAAAGGGCAGAGGCCAUGGAGACAGGUUUUGCAGGAGUAGGGGCCACGGAACCUGCUGCUGUGUCGGCUGGGGGAACCGCAGCAGAGGAGGCUAUAGGGACCGCACCAGUCGAGGCUGCAAGGACUGCAGCAGGAGCGACAGAGGCCACAGCGGGGGCUGGUAUAGGGGGAGGUGCUACGGGUGCAGCGGGGAAGGGGGUAACGGGGACUGGUGCGAGGGAGAGUGCCGCCCCGGCUGUAGCAAGAGAGGGUACGGCAGGGGCCUCAAAGGCAGAAGGUGAGGCUGCAGCUGAAGCAGCAGGGAGGGCCAUAGCACGGCCAGUAGGGGCGGCAGGGGCCGCAGCAAACUCGGGGAAACACACAGCAGGGCCGGCAGGGCCGGCAGAGACUGCAAAAGGGGCUAGCAGUAAAGCGGCAGCAGGCGGGGUGGGCUUGGGGGACAUAGGGGCAACAGGGGAAGGAGAGGGGAGGGUGGUCCCGACCGGGGUGGGCACUGAAGAGGGGGAUGUGAUAGCGAUAGAGGAGGAUGAGGGAGAGGAUGUGAUGCACAUUGACGGGCCACUGGCCCAAUACCUCACGCUUGACGGUGAGGCCGACCCGGCCCCCCUGCAGCCUCACGUCGAGGUUCCCCCUCUACCCCCCAUGCCCGUCCCCAUGCUAGCAGAAGGACCGAUGGAGGGGCUGGGGGAGACCUUGAGGACAGAGCCGCGCGAGGGAGCCCCCAUCCUCACCUCCCGUCCUCCAGCCCACCAGCCCCCAGGAGCACCACUUCCCCACCCCCACCCUCAGGUCCCGGUAGUGUCCAGGGGGGCAGCCAAGGCCCUGGCCUUCUUGGCGGAGCCGUGCUCCCCGACCCCCACGCUGCUCCAUGGCCAGCCCCCCUCUCCGUCCCCAACGCCUGACCCCACGGUUGCAGGCGGUCCACCGGGAGAGCACGCGGGUGCGACAAGAGCAGAGUCACCCGAGGGCACCCCUUCUCUCACCUCUCACCCCUCCCCGCCCCUUCCCUCACUCCUUCCUUCACCCCCAAGGGCAGCACACCUCUGCCCCCACCCUCAGGGGCUCCUUAGAGCACCACGUGGAGCAGCCAGGGCUCUGGUCUUCCUAGAGGAGCCAUGCUCCCCGACUCCUACCAACACCCAGCCACCCCUUACCGGCCCACUACCCCCUCCUCCACCAGGCCCCCCCCCACCCGGUAGUACACACAUCUCGGAGGUUGAAGCAUCUCUGCGGCCAAAUCCCUCUCCCACACGCUACAGGCACCCAAACCACCCGAGUCGCCGCACAGCCCCAACACGCCCACCCAACAGGCUGCCCUCCCCACACCACCCCCCCCAGGCAGCCGAGACCCACCCGCAAGGGCUUGCGCCCCAGGCUCAUGGGAGCGGCGGCACCCGGGUAGAGGGGCCCACAGGAGAGGCCACCACAGAGCCCACACAAAUCUCUCUCCCCCCACCGUUUGUACCUCGCUCUAACCUCCACACUGGCCCAGCCCCUCGACCCCCACCUCCAACCCCCUCUCCCGGCCGGGUUCCCCACGAGUGGCCCCGUUGGGCAGCCAUCACCCCCCACACACAGCUUGCCCGAUCUGUUCCCACGGAGGGGGAUGUUUCGAGGAGAGUGGGGAUGCACACAGAGCACCCCCUGCCUGGCGAACCACCCAUCCUCCCUCCACCCACCCCUUUGGCCCCACAGCCCCCCCUUCCUUCACAAACAGGCGCGGACAACCAGGUUGGCCGCCGGCGGAAGAACAGGGGCAGAGGAGGCAGAGGGUCAGCCCACGUACUCCCCCCUCCCUCCCUCCCCCACCAAGAGCCCCUCCCCACCUCACAUCCCGUUGAACAAUUACCAGGCCCUACCUCUACAGCCCGUCCACCAAACCUACACUCCCGCCCCGCUCCUGCACCUCCACAGGGCCAUGGGAGCGGACCAGCCCACUCACCCCCAUUCUGCCCCUCCCGUGCUGUGUCCCCCUCCCAGGUGGCGGCGGCCGCGAUCGCUACUGGGAGGGGGGCCGUCGGGUUGAGGGAUGCGCCCAUGGCAGACGCCACCGACUCCCCCUCCCAUCCCUCCCACCCCUUCCAUGUCGACGACCCCCUACCGCAACCCAUGGUGAUUGGGGAGGGCCAAGGGGGCCUUCUAGGGCAGGGUCCACACCCGAGCUCCGCUCAGCCAGCACGCCCCACUCCACCCUCUACCCUGCCAGCCCUCCUACUCUCACCUACAGGCAGGCAGGUCUUCGAGACCCCAGAGGAGGUGAGGGCUGGCAUUUCAGAUUUGCUGGCGAUACACCGCCUGAGCAGCUCUCCGGCUGCCCCCACCCUUCCAGUCCCACAGGACCGGACCCGGACGUAUGCGGAGGUCACCCGGUCUGUCCCUUCUUUUAUCCCCCCCGCCACUCAGCCAGGCGCGUCACUCCCGACCCCAAUGGAGACGGACCGGGGUCUGAGGCCGUGUCACUCGCACCUAGACGGGGUGGCGCCUCCCCCCGUUCAGCCCGUGGCGCAGGAGGUCACCAGCAGUAGGGAUGAGGCAUCCGCCCCUACCGAGACCCCUCCGCCUGGGGUAGCAGAGCCGUCACUUGAACCGCACCCCGCCGAGGGGCAGGAGCACACCACGGCACACACUUCAGGCUCACCUCCACGUCCCCCCUCCCCAGCUUCAACACCGGUGCCGGCACGAGGCCCGGCCCUAUCCUGUGCGACACCACCUCUAUCUUCGCUGACACCCCCCCCGCGCGGGGCUGGUGAGUCGUCUCCUCCCCUCAUCCCAGGCGAUCCUGUCGGAGCUCAGGCCGCCCACGGGGUCCCCUCUACAGCCAGUUCCGACGCCACGGCCCCGAUUGACCCCGCCGACACGGCGACAUCACCCGACCAGGUCGUGAGUUGCCCCACCUGCAGGAGCUCUCUCGCGAACCGACGCGCGCUCCAGCACCACAUUCCCUUCUGCCAUCCUGCGGACGCGGCUCGCAGGGCGCAGGCUGCCCAUGAUACCGCCUCGAUCAUCCCUUCCCUCUCACAGCCCCGUGCGACCGGGAUGCAGUUCACCGACGCACAGUGGCAGACGCUCGACUCGGUGGACUGGACAGAGUACUUCUCGCCCGAGCGUAUCCAUACACGCCCUCUCCGACGUGUCCCGGAGAGGGUCCGCGGAGGAUAUCUUGACGUCCUCAGUGCGAUCCUAGUCCGCAUUGCCCAGGACCCGGAGGCUGCUGGCCCUACCUUCCUCCUCGCUGCAGCGCCGACUCUUUUCCUUGUUCCAGCGACGCCACCCGACCGCUCGCACACGGCUGCCAUUGCAACGCGCAUCUCUCGCUUUGGUCGAGGUGAGUGGGCUGAGCUAGUCUCAGAUGCACUAGGCCGUCGCACACCCCUUCCUCGCCGCACAGGUCACCGGUCACGCACCGCCACCGAUCCCUCUGCAGCAGAUGAGCGCCGCAUUGCACGUUGCCUUCGUCUGGCAGCGUGCAAUGAGACCUCACGGGCGUGCGCGGCUCUCGAGUCCGCGGAGGCAGCCCCAGAUACACAGGGGACGAUACAGCGCCUGCAGUCGAAGCACCCCAACGCGGAGAGGCCGACCCCAGCUUGGCUGUCUGGCUUCCAGGGGUCCCCUCUCGUGCUCUCGGUGGAUCACUUACGCCGCGCGAUUUUCACAGCUCCGCGGGGCUCUUCGGGAGGACCGUCCGGUUGGGUCGCUGAGCACCUGCGAGACACUUUCCUAGCUUUCCCUCAGAGUCUCCAUUUCCUCCUGGCCGUGUACCAGCAGUGGCUCCGAGGCCGUUGCGCUCCAGCUGCGCGCUCCUUGCUAGCGUCCUCCACCCUCGUGGCUCUGGCGAAGUCGAACAUGGAUGUUCGGCCGAUUGCCAUCGGCGAGGUUUUGGUCCGCAUUCUUUCUCGGGCAGUUUGUCUCCAGCUACGUGACCAGAUGGCGAGGGUCUUCUUGGCAUCACAGCAGUUUGGGGUGGGGGUUACGUGCGGGACAGAGGUCGUAGUUAGAGGCGUCCGCCGCGCUCUGGCUGACCACCCAGACUGGGUGGUCCUGCAGCUAGACGUGGCGAAUGCCUUUAACUCUUUCCACCGAGACAGGAUGUUUCAGGCGCUGCAGGCCAGUCCGGAGUUUCAGUGUCUGAUCCCCUUCAUCGGCCUCUUCUACGGGACGCCCUCGGAUCUCCACUACAGGUCAGGCACGGGAGUGGUCACGAUGCACUCGGAGCGGGGCACUCGCCAGGGAGACCCUCUCAGCCCCUUCUUGUACGCUCUGACACAGCGUCUUGCUUUGGAGCCGGUUCUGGCGGAGGGGGAUGUCCAGCUCUGGUCGUACGCCGAUGACACGUACGUGCUAGGUCCCCCAGACAGGGUGCUGCACCAUUUUGCCGAGAUCGUGAGGCGCUUGGGCGAGAUGGGCCUUGCAGCCCAGCCGCACAAGUGCCUCGUCUACCAGACAGAGUCCUUUCUGUCCAGGGAUCUGGAGGCUUUCACGGGCCUAGGGAUCGAGGUCGCACGCCGAGGGCUCACCGUGACAGGCGUACCGGUAGGCACCGUUUCGUUCGUGGAGCAGAGUCUCCCGGAUCGUCUCGAGAGGAUGGGGCGGGUGCUACCUUGGCUUCCGAGGUUGCGCCAGCCCCAGACAGCUGCCCGCCUUCUUUCGGCGUGUGUCAGCACUCGUCCGCAGUACCUGUCGAGGACCGUCCCUCCUUCGCCCGCAGUGAUCUCCAGUUUUACACGGUGGGACGCACGCCUGGGAGAGACUUUUCAGCAGCUUUUAGCUUCAGGGACCUGGGCUUGUCGCGAGGACGUCCGAGAGGCCGCCCUAGACCAGAUCUUCCUCCCCAUCCGUCUCGGGGGUUUCGGCAUUCGUCGCAUGGCGCGCAUGGCCCCGGUGAGUUUCGUGUGCUCCUGGGUGCAGUGUGCACCCAUUCUCUGUUCUCUCCCUGCGUGUGGCGAGGUGUUUCGGCAGAGCUUCGCUUCAGGUGAGCCAGAGCAGAUCGACCGGGCUCUGCAGACGGCGCUAGAGGGUCUCCCUCCUGACGUUCUCUCUCUCCUUCCCCCCUGGCCCUCUUGCGCUUCUGCCUCCCCCGAUUCCCUUUUUGCAGGAGCGAGCCGUCUUCUGGAGGCGCAUGCCUUGGAGGCCGUGCGUGCCCGUCACACCUCUCCCUUGCACCUUGCCCGUUUGACUUCCCUUCAGGGCGGAGGUGCAGGAGCGUGGUUGACGUCGGUGCCGUACGCCGACCCACUGCGCAUCCCGGAGGCGCUGUGGCAGGCGGCUUCAUCUUCUCGUCUUGGUCUCCCUAUCCCCCAGUUAGCCCUUGCAGGUCAGUGCUCCUGCGGACAGGCGAUUGACGACAUGACGGUGCCUCAUCACGCGGUUCGGUGCCCGCGUUACGGGGUCGCCACUACCAUCCACGACACGGUGAAGUACAUGCUUCGAGACUUUGCGGUCGAGGCGGGCUUCGCGGUAAAGGUGGAGGACUCUACGCUGUUCACACAGUUGGAGGCGGCUCGAGCGAGACUACUGGGACAGCCAGUGGUGGGAGAGGGGACACGGGCUGAGGGACCGGGGGAGCGGAGAGGCGAGGCGGGACAGCCGGGUGGCGGGGGACAGUGGGGACGGCACCAGCUGCGGGGUCAGGUGGAGCGAGGGACAGGUGGGCAGAGGGGACGGCAGGGGGAGCAGACGGGCCAGGACGGGGAGGGGGGACGGCACAGGCAGCAGCAGGAGAGCCAGUGGAGGCCGCGGGCCCAGGGCGCCGCGCCUCCAGGUUCGGCCUCGGGGGCGGGGCAGGGGCGGGAGCAGCAGAGAGCGGACGGAGGUACAGGAGGGGCAGCGGGAUUGGGAGGGGAGGGCCAGGGAGUGAGAGAGGCAGCAGGGGAUGGAGCAGGGGGGUCGGGAGGUUUGGGGGAGGGUAGGGAGGGGGAGGGGAGAGGACAGGUGGAUGGAGGAGAGGAGAGGGGGAGAGAGACGAUCGGAGAGGGGGCACCAAGGGACCAGACAGGGCAGCAGCCAGCGCAACAGCAGGGACCAGUCGGACGCACAGGCCGUGUAGGCACCGCCUCCCGCAUUCCAGACCUCACCUGCCGCGACGUUGGCCAGGGUCUGAUGGUUCUUGUGGAUGUCUCCAUAGCGGAUCCACAGCGGGAGGGGAACGUGCAGCUGAGACGGGCGACCCCCACACAGAUUGGAGUGGCAGCAGCUAGGCGGGUGCAGGAGAAGCUGCGUCACUGGGGGCCGCACUUAGAGGGGCUGCAGCCGGCACCACACUUUUACGCGUGCGUGGCGGAGACCUUUGGCCUUCUGAGUGAGCCGCUGCGUCAGUUUCUGGGGCUCUGCGCAAAGAGGAUAGCACAGCGGAGGAGGGAUAGAGGUGGGGGGGAUGACGGAUCGGCACGGAUAUUUGAGGCAGGACUCACUACACGCCUCUCCGUUGCACUGCAGCGCGCGCAGGCUCAAUGCAUGAUCCAGCAUGCG